Molecule: messenger RNA, 1641 nt
Organism: Macrosiphum euphorbiae (potato aphid)
Lineage: Eukaryota; Metazoa; Arthropoda; Insecta; Hemiptera; Aphididae
Source: the annotation of a GenBank genome assembly
AUGUCUAUCAAACAUACUGAUGAACCUAUGGAAAAGCAGCCUAGUUACAUUUUCAACUCUUAUGUCAAACUUACACGAUUAUCAAAAGAGGAUAUAGAGCAGAAUACGGGCCAUAAUCAUAAAAAGGAGACUACGUCAACAUUAUUGAAUCAGUGGAAUACUCCUAAUCAAUUAAUAAAACAAGAAUAUGUAGAAGAUACUAAUAUGGAGAUCUAUGAAACCAAAGUAGAACAUACUUCAUGGCAAUCUACGGUGCAGGCAUUUGGGAUUAAUGUUAAAAUUGAACCUACUGAUGUAGUUGAAGUAAAAACUGAGCAAGAGAACAGAAUUAGAACUAUAACUGAGGAUAGUACUGCAUUUUCAAACUACAUGGAAAAUGUUAACCAAAAUGAAUUUAUUUGCCAAAUAUGCCAUGAUAAUUUUGAUAAUUAUGAAGACUAUAUAGUCCAUAAACAUUUAAUACAUAAAAGUAAACCUUUCGUAUGUAAAGUUUGCAAUGCAACAUUUGUUCUUAAUGCUCAUUUGAAUAUACAUCUGGCUGAACAUGUUGAUAUAGUAUGCAUGUUAAAUUCAUCUGUAAGUCCUUCAGAAAUCCAGUCUUCAUCUAAAAGUAAUUUGACAAUAAAUCCAAGUAGAAAUUACAAGAACUCUAAAUUAACCUCAAAAUUGGCAAAAAAAUACCGCAAUACUAGUAUUUCAAUAAAUGAAUCAAACAAUUUUACACACAACUUAAGUGUAACUGAUCCCAACACAACUUUACAAAAAAACAAAUACAAGGCAUUUAAGUGUGUAAAUUGUGUGUUUGCAACAGGGUCUGAAACUGAAUUUCUUAAUCAUCAUGAUGUUUGUAAUAAUAUUUCAAAGGGUAGCUCCAAGUUCUUUAAAUGUAAUUUGUGUAUUAAAACAUUCACUACUCGUUCAGGAUUAAAUGGUCAUUUGAAAUAUCAUACUUUUAGAAGUGAAAUGAUUUCAAGGAGACAACUGGCAUUAAACAAGCAGAAAUUGAAAAUUCAAAUCACAAAUAGUAGUGUAAAAUCUCAAAAAUAUGUUUUUCCAAAGAUCGCAAAUUUUAACAGGAGUCAUAAGUGUAAAGAUUGCAAUAAACAUUUCACUACACGCAGCAAAUUAAAUAUUCAUUAUAAGCAACACAGACAACAAAUGAUAUGCAAUAUGUGUCAUAAAAAAUUUCUUUUAAAAAAGAACUUUGAAAAACAUUUACUAUCACACACAAAUGGCGUAAUUUCAAAUGGUGUUUCUAAUGACACUUCAUUUAAUGAAAGUAAUUCACUACAAAACCAAAAUGCAAUUAAGAGCACAGGCAACAAAAGUGAAAAUCAAAUUAUUUCAAAACAUGACAAAUUGUUUCAUUGUUCCUAUUGCAAUAAUAGUUACAAAUCAAAACAAUCUCUUAGCCAACACAAUAGACAGCAUCAUUCUCGUUUUAAACUCCCCCGUCGGAAGUUAAAAUCAAAAACUGUUGAAUGCAAUUGGUGUAGUUUAGUAAUAACAAAAUGUAACUUACUUCGUCAUAUUAAAUCUUUGCAUCCUAACAUUAAUCCUAUAAAAUGUUUACACUGUCCAAUGGCAUUUAAGGAUUCUCCUUCAUUAAAAUUCCAUGUGUCUAGAUGCCAUACAGCUUAA